AUGGCGGCGAGGGAAUCCAUCCAGUCCAUCUCAGGUCGCUUCCCAACCCGGUCUAUAGACUUCUCCCUGCCUGCGCUCGUUUCGGACUUUGAAGACUGGAAAGACUAUAGAGACGAGAUUUCUACCACGGCUGAUCGGUGUUAUGUACGGUUCGCUUGCUCAGAAGAGUUGGCAGACCACUCGGGGGGCCGCCACCGUUCCGAUGCUGGCACAAUACCGCAAGGGGAAACCGGUUCAUAUGACUUUGAAUGUCUGCACAACGGCCUUGUCAUCCCCUUCUCCUCAAGUCCCGUGUACCAAGGGUCGUGA
Messenger RNA from Pyricularia grisea, 309 nucleotides. RefSeq lists its product as uncharacterized. Lineage: Eukaryota; Fungi; Ascomycota; Sordariomycetes; Magnaporthales; Pyriculariaceae. The record is from RefSeq and is a predicted model, not a curated record. The transcript has 2 exons. Bases 1 to 309 code for a protein of 102 amino acids.